This is a messenger RNA of Malaclemys terrapin pileata, 1770 nucleotides long. RefSeq lists its product as uncharacterized. The record is from RefSeq and is a predicted model, not a curated record. The transcript is spliced from 2 exons. NCBI's taxonomy places the organism in Eukaryota, Metazoa, Chordata, Testudines, Emydidae. The coding region runs from base 28 to 1050 and encodes 340 amino acids.
GUGACUGAUUCUUCAGCCCCUUCACAAAUGAUAAGCAGCAGCCGUGGGAAAGUCAGGAGUGCAAGUGGCUCAGAGAAGCUCUGUACGGAACCUGCAGCUGUGUUGGGACCGGCCUCAAGGAUGUCUGUGCUCCAAGGUGAAACAGUAGAAGACCAAGUCCUGCCACCUGAGAAGGAGCCAUCUGAGAAAAGCUGUUGCCACUAUCUGAACAUGCCAGCAUCCCUGUGUGAGCCCAGGAACCAAGUGGAGAUGGAAUCCAGAGAAAGGCAAGUUCCCUCUGCAUCCUCCGAGCCUGUUUCUCUGAGGCCAGAAGACUCUGACUUCUUGCCAUCUGUCAGACUUGCAGGCAUCUUGUGCCUUGUUUUUAUCCUUGUCUCUCUCUUCCUGGUUUACGGCAAUCCUGGCCAAGUGCCCUUUAACCACUGCAGGGCCCUCAGCUCCAAUGGAGUUUGUUCACUGGACUAUAAACUCAGCCCAUUUCGUCUUCUCUUCCCAAGCCAGCCGGAAACGACAUGGCGCGCCCUCCAGCGCAGCGUGAGUGACCUGCGUUGGGCUGACCAUCCUGAGGGGUUUGGGGUCUCUUUGGUGGCUGUUGGGCUGGGGGAGGUGAGGAAUACGCUCUUUUGUCUCUCAAAAUGGACCCUUUCCUUGCUGGCCACAGGACAAGGUCUGCCUCAUUCAGUGAGAGUCCAAAUACUAGACUACAAGAGUACUCAGUUGCCUUGGGGAGGGUACCCAGAGGCUGGGACAUACCUCUCCAUUAUUUAUGAGAGGGAGAAGUUUGCACCUUAUGGCAUGACUGUGGCCAUACAGCGCUCAUUCGAUGGGAGCCCCUUUGCCACCGAGACCACCCUUGCCCUCCUGAUGAACAGCACGGUCCAGGCUGGAGAAAAUUCCCUGCACAACUUGACAUCCAGCAUCGUGUCCGAUAUUUUAAACAGCAUCUAUCGCACGGGCAGGGUACCGAACAAGUUGUGGGCCACAGCUAGGAGCCUACCUGUGCUCGUCAUAAGGCCUGAACCAUAUCUGGAAGGUGGUUUUAUUUGCUGAAGAUAGGUGAUCUACUGGGCAUGCCUUCAGGAGCCACCGUCAUUGGGUCUGGCUGUACCUCUCAUGCCCAAGAUAUGACACCUUUUAAAAAGGGGACCCUGUUUAGCUCUUUGAACAUGCUGGGUGCGACCAUAUGAUGAUACUAUCAUGGGCCUGCCUGUGAACGGUACAGCAUGUCACAGGUUAAAACAGCCUAACAGGCUGUGUGAAGCUUGGCAGAGCAGUGGAUACAACUGUCACCUCUUCCUCUCUUGGAAUUCAAACCUGGACAACCAAUGGUCUUCACCAUUCUUGGUCCUGCUCUCCAGAAGCCCCGUUCUCCAGACUUGGCACAGCUGGUGCCUUGGCUCAGGACUCUGCUAGCAAGCUGUUGCUUUUAUUCCAGCUUUCCUGAGGAUCACAACGAGGCAGGGAAGUGUCUGUGGGAGUCAGACCUUUGACUACUCAGUCUGACAAGACUCUGCUUCACUGCUUUUGAAACGCACCAUGAGAACAAGUGAUGCCGAUGAACAAUGUGGGCUGACUCUGUAGCUGCUGUAAAUCUGUCACACGCCAUUGAAGUCCACGGAUCUACAUCCAUUAACGUCAGCUGAGGGGCUGGCCCUGUGACUGUACAGAACUCCUAGGGACUUUCCACCUCUGGAAGGAGGCGGGACAGAAAUUCGCAGGAUGUGUCUUGCUUGGUGGAUAAUGCUGCUUUGUGGCGGGAGAAGGGCUGCG